Molecule: messenger RNA, 429 nt
Organism: Glarea lozoyensis ATCC 20868
Lineage: Eukaryota; Fungi; Ascomycota; Leotiomycetes; Helotiales; Helotiaceae
Product: UBC-like protein
Exons: 4
Coding region: 1-429 (142 amino acids)
Biological process (GO): DNA damage tolerance; protein K63-linked ubiquitination
Cellular component (GO): nucleus
Molecular function (GO): ubiquitin conjugating enzyme activity
Source: RefSeq, a predicted model, not a curated record
AUGUCGGCGUUACCAAAGAGAAUCAUCAAGGAGACCGAGAGGUUAAUGGCAGAGCCUGUGCCGGGUAUCAGCGCAGUUCCACACGAAGACAAUUUACGAUACUUUGAUGUGACCAUCCAUGGCCCAACGCAAUCACCAUACGAAGGCGGCGUCUUCAAGCUCGAACUUUUCCUCCCGGAUGACUACCCAAUGACACCCCCAAAGAUUCGAUUUCUUACCAAGAUCUACCAUCCCAAUAUCGACAAGCUUGGCCGUAACUGGUCUCCUGCCCUCCAGAUUCGUACUAUUUUACUCUCAAUCCAAGCUCUUCUUGGCGCGCCCAACCCAGAUGACCCUCUCGCCCCAGAAGUCGCGAAGAGAUGGAAAGAUGACGAGCAGGCAGCUAUUGCUACGGCCAAGGAGUGGACACGAUUGCACGCGAUGACAUGA